Molecule: messenger RNA, 2942 nt
Organism: Sorghum bicolor (sorghum)
Lineage: Eukaryota; Viridiplantae; Streptophyta; Magnoliopsida; Poales; Poaceae
Exons: 2
Coding region: 299-2680 (793 amino acids)
Source: RefSeq, a predicted model, not a curated record
ACCACACACUGCAACACCAGUAGCAGUAGGGGGCGAGCAAGCAUAUAGAGAGGCCAGGCCGACCGCCUGGAUGCAUGGCCGUCACUUUGCUGCAUUACACAGCAUGCUCAUAUACUAGCACAUACAGGCAUAUCAUAUAUACGUGCAUGCGUUGGAGUUUCAAUCUCCUAGUCCUAGCUAGCUAGUACACAUCAAUUUAUUUGGAUCAGCGGAGCUAGCUAGGCGCCAAAUUCAUUCACCGGCAACCGCCAGGUGCAAAGAAACUGACAGCUAGUAGCGGCGGCCGGCGGCGUCGACGAUGGGUUUCAACCCUCCGGUGCCGCAGCAGGACAGCGACUGGGAGAUCCGGGCGGCGGUGCAGGUGAGCCUGCUCCUCCAGGUGUUCCUCAUCUUCGUGGGCCCCAUGCGCAAGCGCUCCUCGUCUCCGACACCCCGCUUCAUCGUCUGGUCUUGCUAUCUCCUCGCCGACUGGGUCGCUGACCUCGCCCUUGGCCUCCUCCUCAACAACAUGGGCAACAUCGGCGGCGGCGGCGGCGGCGGCAACUCGUCCUCCAGCUUCGGCCUCAAGCGCGGCGGCGGUGGCGGCACCGCUGGCCCUGGCAGCAACAACAACAACAACAACGCUGCUAGCAGUAGCGGAAGCAGUAGCCCCAUCAUCUUCUCGUUCUGGACGCCGUUCCUGCUGCUCCACCUUGGCGGGCCGGACACCAUCACCGCCUACUCGCUGGAGGACAACGAGCUGUGGCUCCGCCACCUCAUCGGCCUCCUCUUCGAGCUCUUCUCCGCCUGCGUCAUCUUCUUCUGUUCCCUGCACGGCAACCCGAUGAUCCACGCCACCGUGCUCAUGUUCGUGGUCGGCAUCAUCAAGUACGCGGAGCGCACCUUCUCCCUCUACUCCGGCAGCGUCGACGGCUUCCGCAACAAGAUCCUUGACCCGCCGGAGCCUGGUCCCAACUACGCCAAGCUGAUGACGGAGUUCGACUCCAAGAAGAAGGCCGGGCUGGUGGUGGAGAUCGACAUAGCCAACGGCGAGGCCGAGCAGGCACACAAGGAGAUGGAGAAUCAGGAGACGACGCGGCUGGUGUCCAAGGAGAAGAGCGUGGAGGCUCGCGCCUACGACUUCUUCCUCGUCUUCCGGCGGCUCUUCGUCAACGUGAUCCUGAGCUUCAAGGAGCGGCGGCAGAGCCAGGCCUUCUUCCUGGAGCGCGACAACAUGAAGGCGAGCGAGGCGUUCGAGGUGAUCGAGGUGGAGCUCAACUUCAUCUACGACAUGGUGUACACCAAGGCGCCCGUCGCCUACACCAGGACCGGCUGGGUGCUCCGCUGCAUCUGCUCCGCCUGCCUCGUCUCCGCGCUGCUCAUCUUCUUCUUCCUCGACAAGCCGGCGCACCACAUCCAGCCCGUCGACGUCGGCAUCACCUACGCGCUGCUGCUGGGCGGGCUGGCGCUCGACGCGGCGGCGCUGCUCAUGAUCUUCUUCUCCAACCGCGCCCAGGUGUACCUGGAGGAGCCCCGGCGGCGGCUCGGCUGGCUCAAGUGGCUGAGGCAGGCCACCAAGCGGUGGCGGACGCGGCGCUGGUCGGGGAAGACAUCGCAGCUCAACCUCGUCGAAUACUGCCUCGGCAAGCCGGGAAUUUACAGUAACAGAGGUGGACGGCGGUGGCUCCACAAGAUGGCCGAGAAGAUGCACGUCGACGAGAUCGUGGACGACUUCGUCUUCAUCCGCCGCGUGCCGCUACGCAGCAAGCAGGAGGAGGAGGAGCAGGAGUCCCCUCUUCUCCUCGAUUUCAUCUUCGAAGGCCUCAAGCCAGCGGCGGAGAUGCUGAAAGCCAAAGGAAAAGGGGAAAUCAUGGAGAUGUGCAACUGCCGCGGUAAGCGUGUCGUCCAGCGCCACGCCGCGGAGAUGAAGAAGGCCAUCGAGGAUAACGAGGAGGCGAAGCGCCUUGCCAUGGAUAGAAUCAGCAAGUCCCUCGAGGAGAAGGACGAGGCGAAGCGGCUUGCCAUGGACGACAUGGACAGGAUCAGGGCCGAGGUCGCGGAGGAGAAGAUGGAGCUGAUCCUGAACAGCGUGGUGCAGAGUGACUUCGACGAAUCCCUGCUGCUGUGGCACAUCGCCACCGACCUGUGCUUGCUCAGGGACUACCAAGGGCCGAUGCCUCAAGACAUCUCACGGAAGCAGGUCAUCUCCGAGACCCUGUCGGAGUACAUGCUGUACCUGCUCAUCAAGCAGCCGGAGAUGCUGGCGGCGACGGCGGGCAUCGGCCUGCUCCGCUACCGGGACACGUGCGAGGAAGCGCGGCGGUUCUUCGGAUCCAUGGAGGCGUGGAUCGACGACAGCAAGGAUGCGCGGAGGAUGCUGCUGAGCGUGAACACGUCCAAGAAGCCGUCGGAGGUGAAGGGCGACCGGAGCAAGUCGGUGCUGUUCGACGCGGUCAUCCUGGCCAAGGAGCUCAGGAAGCUGGAGGAGGAGCUCAUGUGGAAGGUCAUCACGGGGGUCUGGGGGGAGAUGCUCACGUACGCAGCGGGAAAAUGCCGGGGGAGCAUGCACGUCCGGCAGCUCAGCCGCGGCGGCGAGCUCAUCACGCUCGUCUGGUUCCUCAUGGCGCACAUGGGGCUCGGCGACAUGUACCAGAUCCAGGAGGGAGACGCCAAGGCCAAGCUCAUCGUCAAAGACCAGUAGUCGUAGCUAGCAAAAAGCUCAGCCCGGCCCUCAGCUCGAUCGCUCAUCGUCGUCGUCUAUGAACCUUCUUCAUUCCCUGCUCAUCCCAUCGUUGCUAGCUCAUUUACCGAUCGUUGGGUAUUUAUAUUAUCACACUGAUUAUUUGGUUGUUUGUCGCUAUCUAAUCCUCAGCUAGCACCCUAAUAAAAGCUUGUUUCUUACUCCCAUAUGUAUACUACAUUCUAUUAUUUUUUUUCUCUCGAAUACGCAAGAGGGUUGCAUA